Schizosaccharomyces osmophilus is the source of this 525-nucleotide messenger RNA. RefSeq names its product Ino80 complex subunit Iec3 (gene iec3). Gene Ontology annotation, biological process: chromatin remodeling. The record is from RefSeq and is a predicted model, not a curated record. The transcript has 2 exons. Gene Ontology annotation, cellular component: nucleus; Ino80 complex. Bases 1 to 525 code for a protein of 174 amino acids. Lineage: Eukaryota; Fungi; Ascomycota; Schizosaccharomycetes; Schizosaccharomycetales; Schizosaccharomycetaceae.
AUGGCUUCCGUAAAGUCAUUUAAAAGGAAAUAUCUGAAAUUGAGAAAAUCUUUUGAUGUUGUCCUUCAGGAAACCGAUGAAAUUGAACAGAAAAUAGCAGACAUCUCACAAGUUUACCGUCGAAUUUUGAUGGAAAAUACGCAUUUAACCGAUUUACUUUUGGACAUGAACAAGACAACAUUGUCUACACCUCCAGCUAGUUCUCCCGGAUCCCCGAAUUGGCAAGCAAAUGCUGUGCCUCGUAUUGAUUUUUUAGAAGAUACGUCCGUUGCUUAUAGUUUAGAAAAGCCAAUCGCCAGUACCCAUAAGUGGCUAUCUGGCUUAACAGCCCACUCCAAGUCCAACAAUUCACUCUUGUCAGUUGGGAGCUCAAAUACCUUCUCUAAACCAACCCCAAGCUUGCCGGCUCAGUCAUCCCCUGCACCAGCCUCUACACCCAUCAAUCCUAGCUCUUUAUGGAAGCAAAAGCGGAAAAGAACAGCAGACUCACCGUCGGAGCGUCGUUCUAGAAAGAGAUCAUCUUAA